Messenger RNA from Salvelinus fontinalis (brook trout), 15530 nucleotides. Its product is annotated as MAX gene-associated protein-like. NCBI's taxonomy places the organism in Eukaryota, Metazoa, Chordata, Actinopteri, Salmoniformes, Salmonidae. Gene Ontology annotation, molecular function: protein dimerization activity; DNA-binding transcription factor activity, RNA polymerase II-specific; RNA polymerase II cis-regulatory region sequence-specific DNA binding. Gene Ontology annotation, biological process: positive regulation of DNA-templated transcription; regulation of transcription by RNA polymerase II; cell fate specification. The coding region runs from base 4175 to 13678 and encodes 3167 amino acids. The transcript is spliced from 23 exons. The record is from RefSeq and is a predicted model, not a curated record. Gene Ontology annotation, cellular component: nucleus.
UGUUUACUUGUGUUGUCUCGUGUGGAAAUGCAAAAUGGCCGCCGCUUUUAUAGAGGUAUUUGAUUUAAUGAUAUAUUGUUGUGUUUUUGAAAUGGAAAAGGUUUUUGCCAGUAGUAACAUAGUACAUCUCUUAAAUUACUAUCGAACGCUUAUGUUAAAGGUUGAAGUAGCCAACAAUAAGCAGCUAUUUUAAUAUCUAAACUUGACCCAGAUAAACUAUUAUUAAAGUAAUUAGUGUCUGCGACAUGUUUGCCAAAGAGUGUUUCCAUUUUCGAUCAAAAGACUGUGUGAUAUCAACAUCAAAUUUUGUGUGAGUAAUAUGAUUUUCGCUUAAAGCUUUUCAGGCCAUGUGAGAGGAUACAUUCUUUACCUUCAAUAGGCCUACAUUAAGGCCUAACCCUACCCUAGCCAGCAGAUUCCGAUCCUGUAGUUAUAAUUGUUUACACUGAGUUGCACUGGGGUCGGAAUGCAAUCAUGUGCUGUGUCCGAACACCCGUACUAGUGUACUACAUACUUAGGGUGCAUUUGUAAAUUCACUCUGGAUAUCUACUUCAAUUUCAGAGCGCUCUCGCCUGUGUGCCAGAGCGCAGAAUAACUGAUGAAUUGAACCCGUUGAAUAUGACUGGUGUCAGUAAACGUUGGGGGAAAAGUAAAUUGUUGCAAGCAGCACAGUUAGUCACCAACGCUCUAGACAACAUAAACAGCCUAACUAGCUCUGCUAGGGUGGGUAAAAUGGUCAGUGAGGUAUUCUCUCAUUUGUGUCUGGAAGUAGUUAGCCAACUUUAGCCAGUUAGCUUGGGUGCUUGACUGCCGUUGUGAGCUCAGAAUGCUCGGCUCAACCCUACGCAUCGGCCAAAGAGUGUGCACUUUGAACACUCCGAGAGCGCGAAACUCUAAAUUUACGAACACCCAGAGCCCACUCUGGCACUCCAAAGGGAUAUUACAAACACACCCUUAAACUGCAUAGUAUGUACUCAUUGUUGCAUACUAUUUAUGACGUAAAGUUUAGUAAAAUGUUUGCCACGGCCAUAGCCUACUACUUUGAUAGGGCUUCACAUGUAUAACUGGCUAGCUAGGUUAAAUAUGAAGUUGUCGCUCAACAACAGCAAGCUUAUCAAGUCCUACAAAAGCACUCGGGUAACGUUAGCUACGUUGUUUAGCUAAAGUAAAGGCAUGGCAGGCUGCAAAUAACUUUGUUUUCAGAGAUAUACACGAUUAAAUAGUCGUUAUCAUUUUAACCUUUCUGGCGCAGGCGUUCCGCUAGCGACCCACCUCGACAACAUCCGGUGAAAUUGCUGAGCGCCAAAUUCAAAAUACAGAAAUAGUCAUAAUAAGCAUUCAUAAAAAAUACAAGUGUUAUACAUCGGCUUAAAGAUUAACUUCUUGUUAAUCCAGCCGCUUUGUCAGAUUUCAAAAAGGCUUUACGGCGAAAGCAUACCAUGCGAUUAUCUGAGGAUAGUGCCCCGCUUACAAAAGCAUAAACAUUUUACAACCAAGUAAAGGCAUUACAAAAGUCAGAAAUGGCGAUAAAAUGAAUCACUUACCUUUGAAGAUAUUCAUAUGGUUGCAGUCACAAGAGUCCCAGCUACACAAUAAAUGUUUGUUUUGUUUGAUAAAGUCCCUCUCCCAAAAACUCAGUUUUGUUCAGUAAUCCACCGGCUCAAAGGCGGUCAAAACAUGCAGACAAAUACAUCCUAAUAGUACCGGUAAAGUUUGUCAAAACAUGUAAAACAAUGUUUUAAAAUGAAUCCUCAGGUUGUCAAUUGUCUAAAUAAUCAAUAAUAUUUCAACCGGACAAUAGCGUAUUCAAUAGAAAGGAAAAACAGUGAAGGGCGCAUACUCGGUCAGGCGCGCAAACCAGCUCUGCAUUCUUCUUCAGUCCACUGACACAACGGUCUCAUUCUUCUUAAUUUUUCAGAAAACAAGCCUGAAACAAUGUCUAAAGACUGUUGACAUCUAGUGGAAGCCAUAGGAACGGCAAUCUGUGUCCUAACCCAUUAGAUACUCUAUAGGCAUCCAUUUCCUGGAUGAAUUUCUCAGGUUUUCAUCUGCCAUAUCAGUUCUGUUAUACUCAGACAUUAUUUUAACAGUUUUGGAAACUUUAGAGUGUUUUCUAUCCAAAUCUAACAAUUAUAUGCAUAUCCUAGCUUCUGGGCCUGAGUAACAGGCACGCUUCUCAUCCAGACGUCGAAAUACUGCCCCCAAGCCAUAAGAAGUUUUAAGGACAAAACGACUUACAUUUGAACACGGCAGGAGACUCAUUGCUCAUCUUCUUUGCCAUCUUCAAUUCGUUUUUUUGUUUACUUUCAAAGAACUCUCAAAUCUUGAAGCCCUCCUUUUAUCCAGUUUGAAUACAUUGGUGUGAAAUUCCAAAAAUGUUGACAUUUCCUUCAUACUAAAAGCAUACUACAUUUUCAAAAUGUCACACACAAAAAAUUGUACUGAAACGGCCUACUAUUUAGGACGCUAGUAUGGGUAUUCGGACACGGCCAUGGUUAAAUUAAGACACUGGAGGUGACGUGAGACGUGGGUCGGAAAACGUAUCUCAAUUAGAGGUCGACCGAUUAUGAUUUUUUUCAACGCCGAUACCGAUACCAAAAAAAGCCGAUAUCGAUUAAUCGGACAAUUUUUAUACAUGUAUUUUUAUAUAUAUUUGUAAUAAUGCCAAUUACAACAAUACAAAAUGAACACUAAUUUUAAUAUAAUGCAUAAAUAAAAAUCAAUUUAGUCUCAAAUAAAUAAUGAAACAUGUUCAAUUUGGUUUAAAUAAUGCCAAAACACAAUGUUGAAGAAGAAAGUAAAAGUGCAAUAUGUUCCAUGUAAAAAAGCUAACGUUUAUGUUCCUUGCUCAGAACAUGAGAACAUAUGAAAGCUGGUGGUUCCUUUUAACAUGAGUCUUCAAUAUUCCCAGUUAAGAUGUUUUAGGUUGUAGUUAUUAUAGGAAUUAUAGGACUAUUUCUCUCUCUACCAUUUGUAUUUCAUAUACCUUUUGACUAUUAGAUGUUCUUAUAGGCACUAUAGUAUUGCCAGCCUCCGGAGUGGAUAGGCUUGAAGUCAUAAACAGCGCUGUGCUUCAAGCAUUGCUAAGAGCUGCUGGCAAAUGCAGGAAAGUGCUGUUUGAAUGAAUGCUUACGAGCCUGCUGCCCGACUACCACUGCUGAAUCAGACUGCUCUAUCAAAUCAUAGACUUAAUUAUAAUAUAAUAAACACACAGAAAUGUGAGCCUUAGGUCAUUAAUAUGGUCAAAUCUGGAAACUAUCAUUUUGAAAACAAAACGUUUAUUCUUUCAGUGAAAUACGGAACUGUUCUGUAUUUUAUCGAAUGGGUGGCAUCCAUAAGUCUAAAUAUCGCUGUUACAUUGCACAAUCUUCAAUGUUAGGUCAUAAUUACUGUAAUUUCCGGACUAUAAGCCGCUACUUUUUUCCCACGCUAUGAACCUUGCGCUUUAUACAAUGACGCGGCUAAUUUAUGGAUUUUUCCCGCUUUCACAAAUUCAUGCUGCCAAAAAACUGAGGACCGUCACAUAAUGUGAAGUAAAUCGAGCGCGCUCAAACUUUCCAUCAUUCUGAUUACGGUAGUCAUUUUGUCACCCUCAUCAUGGCAAAGACACGGAGAAAUGCAUAUGAUGCAGCUUUCAAUUUGAAGGCGAUCGAUCUGGCUGUUUGAAAAGGAAAUAGAGCUUCUGCACGGGAGCUUGGCCUUAAUGAGUCGAUGAUAAGACGUUGGAAACAGCAGCGUGAGAAACUGACUUAGUGCAAAAAGACAUCAAAAGCUUUCAGAGGAAAAAAAAGCAGAUGGCCCGAACUAGAAAAUGGAUUGGAUGACAAGUGGGGAGAAAUCCUUCACUAAGACGGGCCGCAUGCGAAGAGCGACUUAUGGUCAAGUCUGCCAGUGGGUCCUGACAGCGUGGAGCUGCUGCGUAUUGAAGAGGGCAGCAUAAGCUCAGCGGGGAAUUUGCCUCCGGAUGAAAGUGAGGAGAGCACAAUGAAAACGAUCCAACAUCGGAUGAAGCAAUUCUGAGGCUAUUCAACUCCGACACCAAAGGAGAUGACUUCAGUGGUUUCAGUGCACAGGAGGAAGAUAGUGACCAAGGACUUUCUUGGAUGCUGAAUGAAAACAUGGAAGGACAGAUGUAAGAGGGCGUUCUGCUCUCGAAAAGGACUGUGACAAGUUCAUGGCUGCAAACAAGAAGGAGAGAAUAAUGGUUCUUCAUGAGGAGGGGGCUGCUGCCCCCAUAGCACUGCCCUCGGCUGCCUCUCCCCCCGACCUCUUUGGUGUCCUAAACAUAGGGCAAGCAAGUGCAGUUGUAGCCAAUGAAGAAGCAAACAUUCCAGCAACAUCCACUCCAGGUUCUGAAAUGGGUACUGGUCAAAUGGCUUCUACAUUGAACUCUGCUGCCAGGUCUAAUAACCAACCAGAGAAUUUACCACCAGAGAGCACCUACAGCGGUAUCAAGGUGAUGUUAGAGAAUAACAACAUGUGGAAUGAGUUUUUCAAAUGCAAAACCGAAAUGAUAAUAACCAAACAGGGCCGGAGGAUGUUCCCUUAUUGCCGCUUUCGCAUCUCUGGUUUGGAGCCCUUCCAGAAGUACACUCUGCUCAUGGAUAUCAACCCUGUGGACAACAAACGUUACAAGUGGACUGGGCAAGACUGGCAAAUGAGUGGAAAGGCAGAGGCCCAUUUGCUGAGACGGGUUUUCAUCCAUCCAGACUCUCCAUCUUCUGGUCACCAAUGGAUGCAGAACCCAGUGUCAUUCUACAAGCUUAAGCUCACUGACAACACGAUGGACCAGGAGGGCAAUGUAAUUUUGCACCCAAUGCACCGCUACUUACCACACCUGCAUUUGGUCUCAGUUGAAACGGCUACAGAGGAUAUUCAGCUCAAUGGGCCUGACGUGAUAACCUUCACCUUUCCCCAGACUGAAUUCUUUGCUGUAACAGCCUUCCAGAAUGUACGCAUGUCUCAGUUUAAAGCAGACUUUAACCCUUUUGCAAGUGGACCCAACUCCCAGGCUCUAAAGCUGGAAAUGAGUCCCUCCAAUGAGUUGAAGAAGGAUGAAACCAGAUCUCCCAUUGAACUCAAGCCUGUGAAAGGCUUGAAUGGACUGAAAUCUUUGAUGGUGGCAAAACGCAGAUCUAAAGACACUUCAACAGUAGAUAAAGGACUCCUGAGCCCUGAUGCUCAAAAUGUUUCCCUUGCAGAUGGUGACAAAACUGAGGUCAAAACUGAUAGACCCAGCUCCAGGCUGAAAUCAAGUCCCUCCAAUGAGAUUAAUAAAGACUCAGCCCAAUCUCCCAAUGAGCUCAAGUCUGCGAAAAGCCUGAAUAAUCUUAAAUCUUUGAUGGGGAAACGCACUUCCAAAGAUACUUCAGCAGGAGUCCAAGGACUUCUCGCUUCCGAUGCCCAAAAUGUUAUGCUUGCAGACAGUGAUAAGUCCGGAGUCCAAACAAGUCCCUCCAAUAAGUCAAAAAAAGACAAAAACAGUUCUACCAAUGACCUCAAGCCUGUAAAAAGCCUGAAUAACCUGAAGUCUUUGAUGGCAAAACACAACUCUAAAGGCACAUCCGCAGUAGAUCAGAGAGUCCUCAGUGAAGAUGCUCAAAAUGUUACACCUGUAGAGAGAGACAAAUCUGGAGUCAACGCUAAUGGACCCAGUUUAAGCACUCCAAAGCUGAACUCAAGAUCCUCCAAUGAGUUGAAAAAAGCAGAAACCACAUCUCCGAAGGAAUUCAACACUCUUAGAAGUAAUCUGUCUUUGAUGUCAAAAUGCAAUUCUAAAGACACUUCAGCAGUAGGUCAAGGACUCCUGAACUCAGAUGCUCAAAAUGUUACACUUGCAGACAGUGAAAAGUCAGGAGUCAAAAUGGAUAAACCCAGCUCCUGCAAGAAUUCAAGUCCCUCCAAGGAGACGAUGAAAGUUGAAACAAUAUCUCCCAAGGUGUGCAAGUAUGUGAAAAAUUCCCGAAAGUCUUUGCGUAGAAAAUGCAACUCCCAAAAGACUUCAGCAGCAGAUCAUGGACAAAAGUCAGUCAGAAACACGGAGUCCACUGAAUACUAUUAUUGCACAACAGGUCCUCCCCAAAGUAACUUCCCUGGGCUGAUUCGGGAGUGUCAUCUGAAAAUACGAAGGUGCAAUGUUGAGAGAACCAAUACAACUUGUAGUGUUGAGCAAACAAAUACUAAGGGCAUGGUUGCCAAUGGCAAAGUUGUGGAAGUAGCUGUGAAUGACAAUUUUUCCCAGAUUUCUGAACCUGAAGCCUUGUCCGGUAAGAUUAUUGAAAAGGUGGGAACACUGCACAAUGGGAAUGUGAUUGGCAGUGACAAGGACCUCUUCAAUUCAUCUCAGUCCCAGGAACCGGUCAAGACCCGUGUGUCAAUCAAUGACCGGUCAGCAAAUGAAGUUGAAAACAGUCAAAAGGCUUCCCAGAGCUCCUCAGUGAGCUCUGAAGCAAAAAUGACAGGUUUUGAUGAACAGCUGCAGGGGAAGGCUAAACCACACAAACGACCUGAACCUGUGCCUUUGCCCCUUCUUGCACUCUACCUUCAACAGUUGAAGUCAAAAUCCACAUCUGUUAGGACCAAAUCAAAAUCUCCUCCAGUAUUGUCUUCAUCCCCAUCUUCUGCCGUUCCAACCACCGAUCCUGUUAUUCCAGCUACCGAUCCUGUUAUUCCAGCCACCGAUCAAACUGGCCCUGCCAUGGACUCAACUGGCCCUGCCAUGGACUCAACUGGCCCUGCCUUGGAAUCUACUGGCCCUGCCUUGGAAUCUACUGGCCCAGCCUUGGAAUCUACUGGCCCAGCCUUGGAACCUACUGGCCCAGCCUUGGAAUCUACUGGCCCAACCUUGGAAUCUACUGGUCCAGCCUUGGAAUCUACUGGUUAUGCUGUAGUUCCAGCCAGUGGUCCUGCUGAUCCAGCUGUCAAUCACAUUGUUUCAGUCAUUGCCCCCACUGGGCCAACCACAGACUAUGCUGGUCUAUCCACGGAUAUUUCAGUCCCAAACACAGAUUUUUUGGUUCCUGCCACAGACUCAUUGUUACCAGAACCUGGCUCAGUUUUACCAACCACUGGUCAUGCGUUUCUUGUCCCUAAGCCUAUCAUAUCCAUUGCACUAUCAUCCCCCACCCCUUGUUUGCCAGCAACUGUCUUAUCACCAUUCCCUGACCCAUUGUUACCAGCCCCUUCCUUGUCAUCCCCAGCCCAAGAAUUGCCACCCCCUGUACCUGUCACAUUAAACCUAGUGACUGAUUUAUCAUCACUUACCUCUGACCCUCCCUCAACUGCUCCAGCACUGUCAUCAACACCUAGUCUUGCCAACUUGGAACCUGAAUCUACCCCCUCGUUACCAUCCCCUGGUCCUUCGCGAGGUGGCUUUGAGCCAUCCUCACCUGCAUCAUUACCAGAUCUUGAACCCCCUUUACGUUCCCCUGUUACAUUGAAACCGGAAGCCGCCUUCCCCUCCUUACCUGUACAUGCCUCCUCAUUCCCAGCCCUUGAACGAUUACUGCCCCCUACUAACCCUUUUGUUCCAUCCUCUGAAUUAUCAUCACAUGGAUUACUUUUAGGCCUACCUGCCCCUGAUCCUUUUUUAACAAUACCCUUUAUUCCAUUGUUGCCUUCCGCUCACCUUAACCCAUUACCCUUUGAGGCAACCUCAUUUUCCUCAACCUCUCACCCUGGCUCACUUGCUCUGCACACUGCCUUAUCCCCAUCUCCCUCGGACACUGCCUCAUCAUUCCAAGUCAAUUAUGAACCAUUAACACACCCGUCUACACUCCCAUUCCAGUUAUCUCCCUUUUCAUCGUUAGGUCCUAACCCAUUGUCACCAACCCCAUCACGGGCCGACCUCACUAACUUUUUCUCCAUCGCCGAAGAGCUUGAGAAAACUGAAGACUUUUCCAGCAGUGAGGCACCUCCUGUCCCAAGUACCCCUAGCAUACCAGUUAGUUCUACUUUAGCGAUUGGUUCUAGUCAGCCAACCCAGAGAAAUAAACCCUGGAGAUCUAGGAAAGGAGUGAAAUCUGCCAAGGGUGAUUCACUCCCAGUGAUUGAUGGAUCCACAGAUGUCGCCAUGCAGUCCAACCUGGAGGAAGUUGAGGAGCAGCUGUUCGUCUCUUUCACCUCCAAGGAAGCACUUGAAGUCCACCUGGGAGAGCCUGCACUUUGUGAGACGACGACUGCGCAACCUCAGAAACCCACAGAGGCGACAGAGAAUGUUGGAGGACUAGAAACCACAGAGGAAAGAAUAGUCGCUUUCGAGAAGUUUCUUUUGGGUGACCUAAAGGUUAUGAGGCAUCGGCAGGUCAUUCAUCCUUUGUUGCAAGAAGUUGGACUGAAGAUGAGUUUACUGGAUCCCACUCUGGUCAUUGACCUGCAGUACCUAGGGGUUCGUCUACCUCUACCCUUUUUAUGUCCAGAACCAAACUCUCCAGGGUUGGCAUCUUCUCCAAGUGGUUCAGUCCCCUUUGUUUCCAGGACAGGCAAGACCACAGACUUCACCCAAAUCAAAGGCUGGAGAGAUAAGUUUGUCCCCUCGGACUUGCCAUCAUCCUCCAAGCCUGAAGGUUGCCCAAGUUCAGAUGUGGUCCCAAAGAACUUGUCGGCCUUCUGCAGUGACAUGUUGGAUGAGUACCUGGCUAACGAAGGUAAACUCAUUGACGAGCGCGCUGCCAGUUUCACCCAGACCACCGUCGUCACCCCUGUGGUCUACCAGCUUCCCACCAAGAGCACCAGCUACGUCCGAACCCUAGACAGUGUGCUGAAGAAACAGGCACCGGCACUUUCUUCCACCUUUGUCCCCCCAUCCAAAAAACCCAGACUGCCCCUCACAUCCAAAGGACUUAAAACAUCGGAGAAAGGGCAACAAAAACAACUAUGUUCAAAGCAGAACAAAAAUAAACCAACCUCUGCACUAACCCCAACACCAUUGCCCACUGAGCCACCACCACUGUUGAUGGAUCAUUGCGCCCCCAUCACCCAUGAUAACACAAUUGAAACUAUAAAAAGGAGACAGAGGAAGCCAAGGGUCAAGACUCCUCCACCAGCCCAUGACGCUCCUGUGUCCAGGCCAGAGGUAGAAGAGCCACCUCCCGCUGACCUGGCUCCUGUGGAAGAGGAUGACUCGGACCCAGAGCCACAGCCUGCUGCCGAGACCAAGGUUGUGGUUCCUGGGCUGACCAAGGCCCUGCUCCGACAGAGGGAUUUGGAGGACAGGGUUGUCUGGGAGGGCAAGCAUCGGACCUGCAUCACAGACAAGAGGGCGACGGUCGGCCUCACCUCCCUCUUCACCUCAACGGGCUUUGUUUGUGAGAACCCUACAGCUCCUAUUAGGAUCAUAAAGCGCAGGGCUCCACCCUGCCUCAAUGCGUUCUGUCGAUUGGGCUGUGUAUGUGCCAGCCUGGCACAGGACCGUCGUAUUACCCACUGUGGAAAGAUUGAGUGCAUCUUUGGCUGCAGCUGCCUCAGGCAGAAGGUGGUCGUCCUCAAGAACUUAAAAGGACCAGAUUCCAAUGCGUCAGAGGAGGGCCUGUCCAAGAAGCGGGGGAGAAAGUGGAAGAGGAUGAGGAUGGCAUAUACUCUCAGGGAGGCUGAGACGGUAUCAGAACCUGCUCCGCGUGUGAGAAUGUUGUGGAAGCAGAUGGAUGGAGAGACGGACCCGGAGCCCCUCCGCGCCCCAAAACCGGUCUACCUACCACAUCUUCCACUACAGGAAGAACCUUCAGUGGUGUAUUUUUCUCAGGUGAGCGAGGAAGGAGGGACCAUGACAUGUGCCAGAGUGCGUGCGUUUCAAAGCAAGAGCACAAACCGACCUGAGGUCAUUGACGACCACUGCAAACCAAUAGACUCUGCACCAGUGAACCCUUCCAGUAUGUCAGAGAAGUCGUUGUCCUGCCAUGGUCCCAAGUACACGCAGCCCUCCAAGCGUCUGGAGAUCUUGUCUAAGUGUAAGUGGAGGAGCCUGGCGGACAGGAACCUGGUGCUGAGAAUUGUGUGUGAGCACAUGGCCAAGGACCACCUCAACAACCCCUUCUGGGUCAAAGGUUACCUCAUAAAACCCGUGUCUCAGACCCUGAGAAAUGAUGGCGAAAGCUGCUCCGUCCACUACAAGGUACUCGUCUCUCAGGUCCCGAAACCAAACGGAGUGGAGGAGGAGAAUGGUGAGGAGGAAGAGGUAUGGAUGGGAGAGGAAGAUGAAGAAGAACUAAUGGAAGAGCAGAGAGAGGAGGAUAAAAAAUUGGAGGAAGUACCUGUCGUGGAGGAGGUACCUGUCGUGGAGGAGGUACCUGUCGUGGAGGAGGUACCUGUCGUGGAGGAGGUACCUGUCGUGGAGGAGGUACCUGUCGUGGAGGAGGUACCUGUCGUGGAGGAGGUACCUGUCGUGGAGGGGGUACCUGUCGUGGAGGAGGUACCUGUCGUGGAGGAAGUGGACAACAAGGCUGUGGGGCGUAGAAAGGAUCUGAAAUGGCAGGGCCUGCCUUUCUUAACAGGAAUUUCUCCUUCUGGCCUCCUUACUGGCAACCUUAAGCUGCUAGAAAUCUCAGACCAGGAACUUAUCACGGUGAAUGGCAGGUCCUACCCCCAUGCCAAGAUACAACUGGGCAUGAUGGGAGCCAUGCACCCAGCCAACCUUCUUGCUGCUUACCUCACGGGCAAGUUACGAAGACCUGCCUGUCUAAAACGGUCUAUGGUGGCCUCCUCCUCCGUCCCAUCACAAAAACACCCCUCAGAAACUCCUAAAGGUGCCACAGAUACAAAGUACUCUACAGGACAACCAGCCCAACUGGCAGCCACUUCUACCACCAUGGUUACCACAAGUGUUCCCUCUACCACUCCAGUUGCUGCUGGCCCCAAGUUAAUUGUGGUAGUGAACCCAGGUGCCAGUCUCUCUCAGGGGGCUCAGAUGGCGCAGAACACCGUGACUGCUGCUGAGCUGAUUGCCACCGUGGUCUACCCAACCAAAAUACCUAAUGGGAGGGGUGGCGCCGCAGCCUUGUUAUCUGCAGUGUCUGUUAGCUCCAAGGCCCCUUCAGCACCAAGACAUUCCACAGACCCCCCUCUCGCGCCGGGUCAGAGAAUGGUGCUGCAGCCGGUAAGGAACACCUCAGGGAACACCCUAUACCGGAACCCCAACGGACAGCUGUUCCAGCUGGUUGCCCUCAGCGAGCUGCAGGCCCUUAACCCCAACCUUGUCAUGCACAACAAGGGUGGGAUGAUCAGUUUAACCAUGCCUGCGUGCUUGACCACCACGAACAGCUCCACCUCCUCUCUCACCACAUGGCAGAGCAAGGGCCCUGGUAGCUGUGCUUCCACCGUCAGUACUGUCCCCCUUGUCACUUUCCCAAAGACCCAAACUGCAUCCAGCACCACUAUCACCACCCCAUGUUACGUUAGUCUCUCACCCACCGUGACAAAUGGCGGGACAUACACCUUGGAGAUUGUUCCUCAGACAGUCAACAAGGAGCCCAUCAUCAUCAAGUGUCUGACGGUGCCAGCUCAGGGCUCCUCCAAGGUGAUGCCUGUAGUAGGGGGUGUUACUGUGCUGCAGCCUCACCCGGAAACCACAGUAAUUACUGUCAAAUCCCCAACAAAGAUGGUUACGAACACAGGUGUCAAAGCUGACAAUAUCUCCACAGUGACCUCCAAUGUAGACUCUAAUGUAGUCUCUGAGGUGUAUAGUUGGAUGCAGCCUUGCCAGAAAACCAAAACGCCUCCUAAAUCCACAAAACCCCCUAAAGGACCCCAGUUUAAAUUUAUAAAAGCUGAUGCUAUCUCCCCAGCGGACUGCAAUUUAGAACCUAAUAUCCAGCCUGAGGUGUUUGGAGUGCUGCAGCCUCCCCCUCAACCCCUCAACCCCCCUAUAACCCAGGUCACAAAGACAGGGAUCAAAGAUAACACCAUCUCCACAGCAGACUCCAAUCUCCUUUCUAAGAUGGUUCAUGUUGAUGACCCCUACCAGACAUGGACAGGAAGACCGAAGAGGAAGGAGGUGGAGGACCUGGUGGAGGAUGAGUACGAUUUGGAUGAGAAGAUGGACAACUCAUCUGACGAGACAGAUUCUGACGAUUCAAGUGUUAAUAAAGAGGAGCUCAUCGACGUCAUCAGUAAGCAGCUGAAGCACAACGUGGAGGAGAGGUAUCGCCGUUUUGAGCUCCAUGGGUGCUUCCAGCGGCUGAGAGAGACACUGAAACUUGCCCAAAAAGCUGCAAAAGUGUAUAUCCUUAAAGAAGCAACAGAGGAGAUCCAAAUCCUGACUAAGAAAAGUACCGACGUGGAGAAGCUAAGGAGUUCACUGACCCUGGAGAGAGCAGCUUAUGUCAAGAAGAUGUCCCAGUUAACUGGUAAUAAUGGACACUGCUGUAACAUUUCAACAUUCAACCAACAUUCAACCAACAUCUUUCCAUCCACAGGAGAGUCUGAGAAGCAGAUCCUGAGGAACAUCCAGUAUGUUUGUUCCCAGCAGAAGAGUGAGGAGCUACUCGUCAACAGGAAUAUGCAAGGAGUUCCCAAAGUCUCCUCUGCUGUCUCGUCCUCUUCAGCUGUCUUGACCUGCAGUGAGGCCAGGUCGAGACCAAGACCAAGGCACAUGGGAGGAGUGACAGCAGAAAAGGAGAAGGAGGACAGGGAGGAGGUGAUGGAGGUGGUAGACCUUCUGGAGGACACAGAGGAGGACAGGGAAGCGGUGAUGGAGGUGGUGGACCUUUUGGAGGACACGGAGGAGGAGAAAACGGACAACUCCUCGGAUGAGACAGAGGAUUCUGCCAAUGAUGACGACAACAAUGUUGAAGGGGACGUCAUUAACAUCAGUGAUGUUGAAGAAAGUGCGGUAGAGGAGGAGGCUGUAGACAUUGAGAGUGUGGAAGACAAUGCACAGAAGAGCACCACUUCACAACUGAAGGCAAAAUACGCUAAAGAAGUGGAAGGAGAAAUGGGACCCAAAUUAAGAGACCGAAAACAAGUCUUUGACCUGAGAGACAAAUGCGAGCGCCUUGAAAAACUGAAGAGCGGGCUGACCAGGGAGAGAGCUGGUGAUAUUAAGAAAAUCUCAAAGAAAUCUGGAAAGACAGAGGAGCUCAUCAUCAGGAAACCGCAGGACAUCUCGACCAAACAGAAGGACAUGGACAUGGUGUUCAAAAGGAAGUGGAGAGGGCCGUCCUCAAAAGCGUCCUCAUCGGUCUCACCCAAUAAAACAAUUUCACUCAGGAGCACUCGACAGCCUGAGCCAAAGUCCCUGGCACCCGGCCUCAAGUUAAAGGUCGUAGCCACCCCAGUCCCCCACUCUAUCCCCCAAAAGCCUGCACCCCAACGACCCAAGACAAGGCCCAUCAUCACACCACCUUCCAGUAAACACCCCUCAAUGUGGCGUUCGCCGGGUGAAAGGACCAGACCGAACAUCCUGUCUCGCAGAAAAAUACAGACUGCCCCAGAUUCCCCACCAGUUCAUGCUGGGUUUCUCCCUCAAAUGCUGUCUAUAGUGGGUGGAGUGAUCACAUCUCAGCAGGUGAUCGCCAUGCAGUCUGCCCGUUCUAUGCUGCCGGUAGGACGCGUCACUGGAAUCGAAAUGCAACAAUCUCAAACACCAGGUGUCGCUUCGGUCACCAUCAUUAUCCCCUCAAUGUCCAAACCUGACGUCUCUCCUCAACGAGAUCUUCAUCCUCAACCAGCAGAUUACCACAGAUAACAACAGCAGCCCCUGAGGUCCUCCAGUGGUCUCCCGCAUACCACACACCGAGCCUGGGCAGAUGGGGACUGUGAGGGUACCCACACCUCCGACAGACAGGGUGCUACCACCACCAAAGACAGAGAAGGCGAUCAUCGGAGAUGGAGAUGACGAGCGCUGCCUCAGCCCCUUGUUCCUGAGACUGGAUGAGGACAAGGGCCAGGAAGAGACUUUCAAAGGCCCAGUUCUGCCAGUACCACAGGCAGAAGACCUUAAAGUUGGUUUUGGAUCUAACCUGAAACCAUCAGAGACUGCUUCUGUUUCUGCUCCUGCUGUCAAUGGGCACAGCCAACAAGCAAAAACAUGCACUACAAAAGUUCAAGAUGUACUGCAAAAAGCACUGACCCCGCCACUGCUGCUGCAGAUGAAAGUUGGAGGAGUGGCCAGGGUGUUGGAGGAGUGGCCAUCUCCUCAAUACCCCCAUUCACAUAGGCCGUAUUUUUGUUUUGUUUUAGAAGCGAUACUACCUAACGGGGCAUAUCGGAAAGACUGACAUAACUCCUGUCAGAACAGUGCAUUUUUUUCUGUUCAAAUCUCUGUUAUCUACACCUGUAUUCAUGAAGUGUCUCAGAAUAAGAGUACAGAUCUAGAAUCUGUUUAACCUUUUAGAUCAUAACGAAUAAGCUCACAUGGAUCUGAUCCUAGAUCAACGCAUCUCUAAGACACUAUAAAUACAGGCCCUGAAUUGUUGCUUUUCUUUCCCUCAUUUUAAAGAGGAGAUGCAAUGAAUAUUGUAUAAUAAGCUGCCAGGACCUUGGUACAUUUAAGGGUGUCUAGUAUGUUCUGCCUUUAAGGGUUACACACAUCACACCGAAUGUAGAUCUCCUGUCGUUUACCGCUUGUUGUUCAGCGAGCUGUUGACGUCUUCGCGCACGUUUUUAUAUGUAAAACCGGUUUGCACUCGGUUCACAAGUACUCUCAGCAGACAAACGCUAUUGGUGUGUUCGAGCCCUUAGAGUAUAUUUUAUGUUCUAUCAGAGCAAGAGGAUUUGUAGACAGACAUCUGAUGGUAUGGAUGCCAGUUCUGUUCAUAGUACUGUUGUGUGUAUAGGGCCUCUGAAAAAAUCCUGUCUCCAUAUUGGAGUGGGAGAUCUCUGUUUCUUCAUGUUUGUAGUUACUUCACCUUUUAAGGAACAUUUAAUCUGUAAUUAUAAUUUUUUUUGUAUGGCACACAGUGUAGAAAACAAACUACUAACCGCUCAGUUUGCAGUGCAGACAACAAAUCUCAACAGAGAAAACCCUUGAUAAAUGUGAUCAUAAUAGGUCCCUAUAGGAUGGACAGGUCAUUGAAUCAGCAGCGCUUGUGACUUUUUUCUAAGAGCAGCUUCACUUCAGUGAUGUAUGUAAUAAUUAGACCCUGACAUUCACUAUAAUAUUAGUAGAAAUGACUAUGCAAGUGUCCCAAAUGGCACCUGAUUUCCUAUAUAUCCUAUAUAGUACUAUGUAGGGAAUAGGGUGCCAUUUGAGAGAAUUUGUGUAUUUGAGGGAAAUGAAAGCUGUCGUUGCUGUAAUAAUUUUUAUGCUGCUAAAAGGUAAAGCUUGCAGAAUUAAAAGCCAGCCAUCUCGUUAAACUGCAUCAAGACGUGUUGGUUAGAACCAUAUAGUGUAGAUUGAAUUUCUGUAAAAAUAUAAACUCCAUUUUUUUUUUUUUUAUAAUAGGCCAUGUAAAUAAUUACGCUUUUCCACUUUGAGAACGAUGGUUGUUUUUUUGUAAAGAUAUUUCUCAUGUUUUUAUAUGGGGUCAAUAACUGUUACGUUUAGGAUGUUGACGUAAGAGAAAGGAAGAUACCUUGAAAUAAAAUAUAAUAAUGAA